AUGUCAUGGGCCACGAGUAGGCCCUCCAGUGCUGGGGGAUUCGGGCCGGCACCGAGAAACCGAGUGCGAAGCAGUAGUGGUGGUCCACCAGCGCAGGGCACCCGUAGUAAGCGGACUAGUGCUAGGGCGUCUGUGGAGAGGAGGGCCACUGCUGUGGUUAACGGUCUCAGGGAGCCGCCUUCGCCACCAAGAGACAUCCCGCCGACGAACGAUGUCGAUGCUCUGGAGCAGGCGCUUGUCGUGAGCAUACGUACGGCGGGUCUUAAGCCGGGGAGGGAAAACCAGCUGGUGGACGAGGCGACUCGGCUGCGACGGCGGAGGAAGGCCUGGCUAGAAGAAGCGGAGAUCGUGUUUCGAGAGUGGGUGGGGCACGCCAAUCUUCUCUGGGAGCUCCACAAGCAAGAGGUCUCGAAGCUGAGCGACAGCCAGCGCGAGCGGGAGAGGCAACACGCGCGUAGCCUGGCGAACCUGAAGGAACGGUUGGAGGAAGAACGAGAGCGCACCCGCGCCGCCGUGGUGGAGGAGCGGGAAGCUUCGAAGGCACAGCUCCGGGCGGCCCAAGAGGCGCAGGAGCUGUGGGCAAAGGCGCACCGGGAUGAGUCGGCGGCGGCGGCAAAGCGGGAGAUUGCCAGGACGACAGCUCGCCUGCGCCGAGACUCGGAACAACACGCAAGCAGCGUGAAAGAAACGCUCGAGGCGGCGUAUGCUGAUCGAAUGGCCGCUGCGCUGGAGAAGAGCGAGGAAUCCGCCGCAUUGUUAUCCACCGCUCAAAAAAAGGCAUUUCGAUUGGAGGCUACGACCCGUCGCUUGGAGGCUCAGCUAGCGGAAGCGGCGGAGCGAAACCGGAGGAUGGAACAUCUGUCGCAGACCCAGAACGCGGCGGUGAAAGAGCUGAAGGAAGAUCUGGAGAAGCGAGCCCGGCGAUUGGCCCGCCGCCUAGAAGAAGACAAAGCCUCGCACGAAAAGGAGAGAGAAGCUCACGCGUCGGAGCUGCUCACAGUCAAGGCGCAGGCGAUCGAGCGGCUGACAGACGGACUGAAAAGUUCCAGGCAGAGAGCGGAGACGGCGGAAGCCCUUCUCGAGGAGCUUCAGAGAGGAAUCUGCCCUCCCUUUGUACCAGGGUCGGGAUCACAUCGCCAUUCCCCAAAUCACAGGGAUAGUAGGAAUAAUAGCAGCAGAAGCCAGCACAGCCAUCAUCACCAACACGGGCGGUACCAUUCAGAUUCUUUUUCUCGCCCCGUCCACUCUCCGGAAAACACUCGCUGA
Ectocarpus siliculosus is the source of this 1266-nucleotide messenger RNA. Lineage: Eukaryota; Phaeophyceae; Ectocarpales; Ectocarpaceae. The record is from the annotation of a GenBank genome assembly.